Saccostrea echinata is the source of this 1008-nucleotide messenger RNA. RefSeq lists its product as uncharacterized. Gene Ontology annotation, biological process: BMP signaling pathway; SMAD protein signal transduction. Gene Ontology annotation, molecular function: cytokine activity; growth factor activity. The record is from RefSeq and is a predicted model, not a curated record. Bases 1 to 918 code for a protein of 305 amino acids. Gene Ontology annotation, cellular component: extracellular region. The transcript has 3 exons. NCBI's taxonomy places the organism in Eukaryota, Metazoa, Mollusca, Bivalvia, Ostreida, Ostreidae.
AUGCCUUGUAACAUAGCUAUGAAGACACUAGGUAUUUGGCUGUUUAUUGUUUGCACUGCUGCUCUCCAGAGGGAAGAAACGUUCUUCCCAAACUUGGGAGUCUUUCAAGAUGUGAGCAUUAAUCCUGUGGGGUACGGACCAAAGACUCGGACCCUCCCUCUAUACGUGCAGCAGCUGUACGAACAGAUAGAACAAAAUGAGGAUGACCUACGUAUGUAUCCAGACCGUGACCCUAGGGUGCAAUUCUACAGCGCAAUAAGGACUGGGAAGUCCGAUGGUGUUGUUGAAUUUGACCUGAACGCAGUACCUGUUCAUGGUGACGUGACCAGGGUAGAAGUUGCUUUCACAGAACACAUCCGUCAAUUGCCUUCCCUAAAAGUUACAUCACAGUAUAAGCCAGGAAUUGUUGUGAAUACCAUUCACAAAAAACAAUGUCACGUGGCUGACAUAACCAACCUCAUUAUGGAUCAGAUGUCAAAUACAACCCUUAGGCUGCAUGUCAAUGGUGCAGAAGGCCAGGUACAAUAUCUAAACUCAACUUUGGCAGUUUUCCUAGAUUUAAAAAUUUCCUAUUUGCGGAUGCGACGGAAGCGAUUUGUCUUCAAUCUGCCCAAAAACAAGGAUGACUGUAGCUUGAAGCCUUGGACAGUGAACUUCAAGGACCUACAUUGGUAUCCAAAAUUGUUUCAGUUCCCUGAAACCUACCAAGCAAAUGUCUGUGUUGGAAAUUGUCAUUCUCCUCUAUUGAAUGCGUAUGUCAACACCACUAAUCAUAGCCUGCUGAAGUCCCUCUUGAAUAAAAGAAUUUGCUGUGUCCCAAUAGAAUAUCAGUCACAGGCUCUGAUAUUCCAAACAAAAAACGCUACCGUCAUACACAGCGUGAAAGGGAUGAGAGUAACGCGCUGUGGGUGUCGCUGAAUAUUUACUUUCACACACUUCAAAUUUCAAGCAGUCGAAUUCAGACAAUUGGCUAUACUUUAAUUAAAAGUUAAUUUGUUUUUAAAAGAU